Apis cerana (Asiatic honeybee) is the source of this 1904-nucleotide messenger RNA. RefSeq lists its product as uncharacterized. The record is from RefSeq and is a predicted model, not a curated record. Lineage: Eukaryota; Metazoa; Arthropoda; Insecta; Hymenoptera; Apidae.
AUUUCAUCAAUUUUGAGUGAGUUAUCCUCUCUCAACUCGUUCCCUUUUCCUCUAAAUUUAAAAUAACGAAAAAAACGAUAUUGUCCAUUUCAAAUUCGGCCAUGUUCCCGCCCGCAAUGGCGUAGUAAAUAUUUCAUUGUGGCGAGCACGUGAAAUUUACUACCGACGUCGGGAGAGAAUGAUUUACAAGGUAGUUAAAAGCAGCAUCUAUGUUUCUUGUGAAUCGAAGGCGCACAAUGUUGGGUGAAAAUAAUAUAUAUGUAUAUAUAGAGAUAUUUAUCUAAUAUUAGAUCCGUGAUUACAUCUUAUGCUGGAAGGAAAGAAGUAGCAUUAACGAAAAUUCGAAAUUUUCAGGCUGAAACGAAGAGACGAAUCGAGUCGCUUUUAACUGCAAGGGCUGUGGUGAGGAAGCCGUCGAAGAAGAUGGAUAAAAAAUUUGAAAAACGAUCGGUUAAUUGGAAAAUAGACAAAAAUUCGUCAAAUUACACAAAUCGGGAUUCGAAUCUUUUUGAAAAUUCAUUUUUGCGAAACGUAAAGUCUGAUAAAAACAAUACCAAAAGUAACAAGACAGAAGUAGCGAGUGCGUCGAACGAUUAUCGGGUAAAACGUUCCUUGGAUUCCUUCGAAGAACAGAUUCCCUCGUCGAGGAGUUACAAGGAACAGCAAAAGAACCACGAAGGUAUUGUGAAUUUCGAAAGUACGACAAACAAACGCGUCGUGGAUCGUGCGAAAAAAUAUCUCACGAAUUCACCUUCAGGAGAGUUUGAUGACAAAAUUAAGAAAAACACGUUGAAUGAAACGAUUAAAGAUGCGUGGCAGAGCUCGAUGAAACGAGAAACUCGUAAAAAUUACAUCAAUAUACAGGAUCAUCAGAAAGAUAAGAUCAAUAACGCGACAUCCUUGGAUAUUUUAGAGUACGAUCCAAACAAAAUUCCAUACGUUGAGGUACCGGAUUACUCCGAUAUCAGGGAAGAAAGUUUGGACGAGAAGGAUCGUCAAACUGAUUUUAUCGGUCGACGAAUGUCAACGAAUUACGAAGAAAAUGCCUCGUCGAAAGGUUCAAGUUUGGUCAAAGAAAAUGAUCCAAACUUAAGAAAUUUUAACGAGAAUAAACGAGGAAGAUGGAACGAUUUCCAACACACUUUUUCUGGACGUUCGAAAAGCGACAAAUUCGAAGAUAAAGAAGAGGGGCUAUUAAACGAAGCGCGAAACAUCAAGGACGACUCGAAUAAUUCCAGCGUCGAUAAAGAAUCGGGGGAAGAUCCCCAAGAAAGUGAGGAGCCUCGGGGAGAUCCGGAGGAAACGCAGGAGGACACAGGAAGCGAAUCGGGUCCCAUAAUUUUCGACAUAAACGAAUACAGGAAGCCAUUCGAUCUAGACGAAUUUCUUAAGGACGAUCCGAUAAUGAAAAAGUUGAAGCUGCUCGAAAAGGAGACACGGACCAAGUACGGGCAGAACGGGAAACGAGUUUCAGCCGACUUUAACGAGCCCGAAAGUGAUAAUGCGUUCAGGCAGCGAGCGAGCGGCCAAAGGAAUUCACGAGAUACUUUCGAUGAUCCGUCGAAAUCCGGCGACGAUUCCACGUUUGUGGAGGGAAGGGAGGCCAAUAGAAAAGAGGGGAAAGCUUUGCCCGAAUAUUUCAGGGGAGAUGCGACUGGAAGCCUGGAAGAGGACGUUGAUGAAAGGAUACAAGAAUACAAAAACUUAUAUAAAUCUCCAAGAGCGGACAUGGAAGCGCAAGAAAGGAGGAAAUAGCGGCGUAUCGAUCGAAAUCUCAACGAGAUGAUGGCGCUAGACACGGAGCAAGAUGUUGCGUUAAUCGUGAAAUCUAAUCUUCGUCACGCCUGUGUUAAAUAUCGCGGGAAUAAAAGGAGGAAUAAAUUAGAAUAAAAUUGAUUUGAUCA